Molecule: messenger RNA, 957 nt
Organism: Lindgomyces ingoldianus
Lineage: Eukaryota; Fungi; Ascomycota; Dothideomycetes; Pleosporales; Lindgomycetaceae
Product: cytochrome P450
Exons: 6
Coding region: 1-957 (318 amino acids)
Molecular function (GO): oxidoreductase activity, acting on paired donors, with incorporation or reduction of molecular oxygen; iron ion binding; monooxygenase activity
Source: RefSeq, a predicted model, not a curated record
AUGUUUCAUCCUGUGGCAUUCGAAGGCAUGGACGGUGCAAAAAUCGGAACAAUAGGUCUGAUUGCUCUCCUCCACUACAACCAGAAGCUCAUUCGGCAAGUUCAGGUGCUAACAUCGAUCAUUGAGGAAACUGGCCCAAAUCCAGUAGUCGUGAAUGAUCUGAUGUAUUGGUUUGCAUUUGAUUCCAUGGGCGACUUCGGAUUUGGCGUGGACUUUGGAAUGAUGAAGAGUAGAAAGUGGAUCGAUGCUGCUCUGAACAUGCGUUCAGCAAUAGGUUUACUAGGUCCUUUUAGCCCAGCGAUUUGGAUACCUAGAGUCGCAUUUCGGUUCACACCCGGGAUUUGGAAAGUCAAGCAAUGGUUUCAUAUGCUCGAGUUCGCGGAUAACUGCGUCAACACUCGGCUGAGGGAAGACCACGACUCACGUAAUAUUGCUUCCUGGUUCAUAAAAGAAUACAAAUCUAACGGGGAAACUGAAGUUGGUCAGCGGCUUCUCAGCGGAGAUAUUGCAACCUCGGUCGUUGCCGGAAGUACAAACAUUACGGCACUUUCGUCACUGCCUCAUCUCAAUGGGGUGAUCAGCGAGUCUAUGCGCCUUUUGCCGGCGAUAUUGACUUUCAGUUCAAGAGUUACACCCCUAGAAGGCCUUAAGGUGGACGGAACUUACAUUCCAGGAAAUACAAAAAUCUGCGCACCUCGCUAUUCCAUAGGUAGAUGCGGCAAGCCUGAGUUGAUCAAAGACAAACGAGCAUUUGCGCCCUUUGGAGUGGGUCGUACAGCUUGCGUGGGUCGACAUCUAGCAACGACUCAACUGAGGCUUGUCGCAGCCACACUUCUCAGCGGCUACAACAUCAGAUUUGCCUCCAAUGAGCCCGAGGGACAAGUGUUCGACAAGACCAUGAGGGAUCAGCUAGCAGCAAAUCCGGGAGCACUGUGUUUGAUCUUUGAAAGAAGAUGA